Malassezia pachydermatis is the source of this 1977-nucleotide messenger RNA. Its product is annotated as dead-domain-containing protein. Gene Ontology annotation, cellular component: nucleolus. The transcript is spliced from 4 exons. Gene Ontology annotation, molecular function: nucleic acid binding; ATP binding; RNA helicase activity. Lineage: Eukaryota; Fungi; Basidiomycota; Malasseziomycetes; Malasseziales; Malasseziaceae. The record is from RefSeq and is a predicted model, not a curated record. Bases 1 to 1977 code for a protein of 658 amino acids.
AUGUCGAAAGAGAUGGCGGGGUUAUCGCCGAUGGCGGCUGGACAUUGGACCCGACUAAACCCACCUUUAUCACCAUGGAUCCUGGAUGUCCUCGCUUCUAUGGAGUUUGAUCAAAUGACGCCUGUGCAAUCGUCCGCCAUUCCCUUGUUCUUAUCGCACAAGGAUGUGGUGGCAGAGGCCGUCACUGGAUCAGGGAAGACCCUGGCCUUUGUAAUACCUAUUUUGGAGAUCCUACAGCGUCGUGAGACGCCUUUAAAGAAACAUGAGCUGGGUGCUGUGAUUGUUUGCCCGACCCGUGAAUUAGCACAGCAAAUUGUGGGUGUCGUGCAGCAGUUCUUGGAGCAACAACCCGUGCAAGAACAUACACAAAGACCUCGCGUAGGCGGUGUGCAGCUGUGUGUCGGUGGUACCUCUGUAUCGCCUACCGAUGAUUUCCAUGCUUUUCGCGAGCAUGGCCCGGAUAUCUUGGUGGGCACUCCAGGCCGCAUGGAAGAGCUAUUAAAAAAGCCAGGCGUACGCACGACAGAACUGGACGUGCUUGUCAUGGACGAGGCGGAUCGUCUUUUGGAUCUAGGGUUCUCUCAGGUCAUUCGCACACUCAUUAGCUAUCUUCCGAAGCAGCGCCGCACCGGCUUGUUCAGCGCUACCAUGACAGAGGCUUUAUCUGAAUUAGUGCGUGUGGGCCUACGCAACCCUGUCCGUGUGGUUGUUAAAGUGGAAUUCAAACAACGUGGUCUUGCCACUGGCAAGGAUAUUCGUAUGCCUGCUACGCUGCAAAGUUUCUACCACGUUUGCCGCCCCGAGAACAAAUUUGCGCAGCUUCUGCGAUUGCUACAACGAGAAUCACAAGGCGAACAUGGUGCACGCAAAGCUAUUGUAUAUUUUGCUACCUGUGCGCAAGUCAAUUAUGUUUUCUCAUUGCUGGCCAAGGUAAAUCGAUCGGGCGAGUCUCAUUGGAAAGGUUUGCGUUUCUAUUCGUUGCAUGGAAAGCAGACACCAAAGCGGCGUACAGCGACGUUUUCCGCCUUUGCCAAGUCAUCUUCCAAAGACAAGCAAGAUGCCGAUACGGCUGGUGAGGUAGAUGCGGCGACUGAUGUUUUGCUCUGCACGGAUGUAGCGGCACGAGGCUUGGAUUUACCUGACGUUGAUGUGGUGAUUCAGUAUGAUCCACCCAGUGAUCCCAAAGUUUUCAAUCAUCGAAGUGGCCGUACUGCGCGUGCUGGAAAGAGUGGCCGAGCCAUUGUGAUGCUUCAUGCGGGUCGGGAAGAAGGCUAUGUCGAAUUCUUGCAAAUCAAGCAGCUGCCGUUACAGGCCUAUCCUUAUCUUGGUAUCACACCCGACGGAAUCAUGCAACCAGGUACAGAGCCGGAAGGGCGUGAUACGGAAGCUCACGCGCUUGAAGAUACCCUACGAACGGCUGUGCGGCAGGACCGCGCAUUGUAUGAGCUUGGUCUUCGUGCGUUUGUCAGCUGGGUUAAAGCGUACUCUAAGCAUGAAGUCUCCUAUAUUUUCCGCCUUACGGACCUGCCUUUAGGGGGUAUGGCAUGUCAGUUUGUCUUACUUCACUUGCCACGUAUGCCAGAAAUGCGGACCUGGCAUAAUGAAGGCACGCUAUUCGUGGAAUCUACGCCAGAUCUUCGAACGUUUGCUUAUGCCGACAAGCAGCGUGAAAAACAACGUCUAGCGGCCUUGGAAAAGCAAGAUGCAGCACCUGUACCUGAUCGCCCUGCGCGUGCGCCCAAGCUAGAGGCGUGGAGUGAUCAAAAGCGUCGUAAAGAGACACGCGAUCUUCGUCGUGCGAAGAAGGAAAAGAAACGCCGGUGGCUACGUGAGCAAGAAUUGGCUUCUGGCUCAUCGCAUGCCCACGAAGAAGAGGAAGAAGACGAUUGGGAGGCUGAGGAGCGUGCUGCGAAGAAACUCCGCAAAGGCACAUUGUCUCAGUCGGAUUUCGAUGCCUCCUUUUUCGAAGGCUUGUAG